AUGCAUAUAAAGAUAUUUCAUGCAAACGGAGAAACACAAAGUGGUUUAAUAGAAAGAAUAUUGGGAUUUGAAAAACAAAUUGCAAAAUGGACAGGAGUGACUAGUCAGCACAACCCAAUUUCCCUUGAAAUUGAAAAGUGUUGUCAUUGUCAUAAAUGUCCAUUGCUUCCCGAUUGCUCUAAACAGUCGGGUGAGGGGCUUUUUAGUCCCUGUCUUAGACCUGGUGAUGAUAAUUAA
Messenger RNA from Clunio marinus, 237 nucleotides. Lineage: Eukaryota; Metazoa; Arthropoda; Insecta; Diptera; Chironomidae. The record is from the annotation of a GenBank genome assembly.